AUGGGUGAUUCUCAGCAGAAUAAACCUAUUGUGAACGAGUUCCUCGCUUUUCUUCAACGCAAAAACAAGCUGGUGCUGGAAGGAGCGAUGGAUGCGAAGACGGCUGUCCAGAUGAAUUCGCGUGCGUCGAGUUUCACCAUCGAUGACAUCUGUGAAGCUAAGCAAGUGCUGUGCCAGUCCCUUGGGAUUGCCGGCACCUAUGUUCCACACCGACGAGGGGAUGAAAACGGACAGAAGACCCUUGAAGAUAUAAAGAAAAUCCUCAGGGAGAAUCAAGACCGGAUUCCGGAGUUCGUGGCGACGGCGUCGUGUAUUCCGGAAAAUCUCGACAUUAGCAGCUUGUUUAAGGAAAUCGAGGUCCUUAAAACAAGUUUAGCCGAAAUGAGUAGCAAAUUUGAAGCCAGCCUUAUUACCAUUGCUGAUUUACGCAACGAAAUAGCAUGUUUGCGGAAUGUCCCAACUCAGCCGGCCGCUUCAAAUUUCGAACGUGACUCGCGACCUGACACACGUGUCAAGUCAGUUCGAUUACCUGUUGACGCUGUAAAAAGUGUCGCAAGCGCCGCCCCGCCGCCCGCGCGCCCUCCGCGCGUGCAGCCGCCUGCCCCUUCGAGCUUACGUCAGCGUUCAUACGCUAGCGUCACCGGCCGGCAGCCAGCAGCUGACCGGGUCAGCAUUCCUUCUAAGAAAUGUGAAUCACGGGCUCUUUUUAAGGAGAAGUCCUCCCGCACCAAUGUAGAUACGGAGGGAUUCACAUUGGUGGAAAGGAAAAGCAAGGCGCGUAGGGCGCCUCGUAAGACUGUGAGUGGCACUGCGGAUCCGGGUAAUUCUGGUCUUCGGGUCGCCACACCAAGUAAGCCGCUCUACGUGUCUCGCCUGCAUUACUCCACCGUGGCCGACGAAGUGGUGGAAUACGCUUCAACGAAACCAAAAAUCGACCAAAAUGACGUAAAAUCCAAGUGA
Messenger RNA from Leguminivora glycinivorella, 960 nucleotides. RefSeq lists its product as uncharacterized. The record is from RefSeq and is a predicted model, not a curated record. Bases 1 to 960 code for a protein of 319 amino acids. The transcript has 2 exons. Lineage: Eukaryota; Metazoa; Arthropoda; Insecta; Lepidoptera; Tortricidae.